CAAAAAAGAACAAUAAGGUAGUUGUUUUAAAUGAAAUGUUUGUCGCUUCUGCCCCCGGAACGUUUGUGUAGCAGGGUGAAGUGCCACUACGGACGGAUUCAUUGACGGACCGUACACAAACCAACGUGAGUGAAAGAACAGUUUUUGGAAAAAUGAGCAUCUUAAUGCUGAUUAAAAAGGCCUGCAGACUUGGUGGAUGUGUUAGGUCUUUUGUUUUGACACGCCCGGCCCAUCUCUCUUUCAGUUCCAGCAACAUGGCCAAGAGCAAGUUUGAGUAUGUUCGCAACUUUGAAACAGAUGACACUUGUCUACGGAACUGCUAUAUUGUUGUGAGGCUGGAUGGGCGCAACUUUCACAAAUUUGCAGAGCAGCACAAGUUCACGAAACCCAAUGAUAACAGGGCAUUGGGACUGAUGACCAGGAGUGCACGCUCUGUCAUUGAAGAGCUUGAGGAUGUAGUCAUCGCCUAUGGCCAAAGCGAUGAGUUCAGCUUUGUUUUUAAGAGGACUUCCAACUGGUUCAAAAGAAGAGCCAGUAAAUUCAUGACCCAUGUAGCCUCCCAGUUCUCCUCCUCAUAUGUGUUUUACUGGAAGGAGUUUUUCGGAGAGCAGCCCCUCCUGUACCCCCCAGGCUUUGAUGGGCGUGUGGUCCUGUAUCCUAGCAACCGUAACCUCAGAGACUACCUCAGUUGGAGGCAAGCAGACUGUCACAUAAAUAAUUUGUACAACACAGUGUUUUGGACAUUAGUGCAAAAAGGAGGACUUACCACAGCACAGGCAGACGAACGCUUAAAGGGAACACUAGCUGCAGAUAAAAAUGAGAUCUUGUUCUCAGAGUUUGGCAUCAACUACAACAAUGAAUCAGCCCUCCACAGGAAAGGCACCACCCUGAUUUGGGAAAAGCGUGAUGAGACUGUCACUAAACGCAUGAAGGUCCCAAACCAAGAGGAGAAGGACAUGGCGGUUACUCGUAGCAGGAAGCGGGUGGAGGCCUACCACUGUGACAUUAUAGGAGAACAGUUCUGGGAGGAUCAUCCAGACAUCUUGGAGGACGACAACUGAUAGCUGCCUCUCUCCUGCUUUGGGAGAACAACUCUAAACUCAUUGGACUAGAGAGUUAAGCAGCAACAACUUGAUGUAGACUUUGUGUCAAGCACCAGGUUACCCAUGAAGCUUAGUAUCCGUCAAAGAAGAUUCUUCUGAAAUAUCUUACAUGACUGACUUUGUACGGUUAAUCUCUUACAGUUGGACCAUUUUCUUACCUUUAUUCAUUAAACGUCUGUUAUGUUAAGGAGGAUGUUUUUUGCUUUAAAAGCGUGAUUAUGUCAGUCGUUUUCAAAGGGAAGCAGAUCAUUUCAUAGUCGUUGGUAGCAGUGGGAAAGGAGGACGUGUGUGACGAGUUUAUAGUCUGACCAAGGCAUCUGCUCACUCCUCUCUAGUCUAGUCCAGUGUAAUUAGCUCUCCUAAGGUUGCUUUUCCAAAAAUAUAUCCCCAUUUGAUAUCAAGAAUGGUAUUCAGAAUACUACCAACACUUGAUCAUUCAGCAUGUUUCACAUGUUUCCUCUUGGCCCACUGCUUUCGGUGCUGAGAGGUUUUUCGACAGCGUUCGCCCAUUUUGUUCAUCUUCUUUUUUCAGAAUUCCUAGUGUUUGAAUUUUAAUGUUUCCGGAAGCCUUUCUGCAGAGUGAUCAAUAUCACUUACAGCCUGUAGUAGGAAAAAAGUGUAUCUGAGGUAGAAAUAAGCAGAGUAAAGCAGAAACCAAUACCUUGACUGGAGUGAGUGGCCUUGUCUUGCAGCCAAGGCAGCAUUUAGGGAUGUGAAUGGAUUCAUCGGCCAGCACUGUCAUCAGCGCUAAGAAUACCUCGCACACCCUGCAUACACUCUACCCUCCUGACAUGUGCUCUGUGGCAUAUUUAUCAUCGCACUUAUAAAUGACCGGCUCAGUAUGAAUGGCUGCUGGAAGCUUGAAGUGGCACAAGCCCACUGUAUUUCGUUACUUCAGUCGGCUCAGUUACUGUGGGGUGUUGCCGCUGUAUUUUUGGUUCCGUGACCUUGUUUAAAGUAUGUAGCUACUA
Stegastes partitus (bicolor damselfish) is the source of this 2074-nucleotide messenger RNA. RefSeq names its product tRNA-histidine guanylyltransferase 1-like (gene thg1l). The record is from RefSeq and is a predicted model, not a curated record. Gene Ontology annotation, molecular function: tRNA guanylyltransferase activity; magnesium ion binding. NCBI's taxonomy places the organism in Eukaryota, Metazoa, Chordata, Actinopteri, Pomacentridae. The transcript has 7 exons. Gene Ontology annotation, biological process: tRNA modification. Bases 153 to 1061 code for a protein of 302 amino acids.